This is a messenger RNA of Caenorhabditis bovis, 1314 nucleotides long. Lineage: Eukaryota; Metazoa; Nematoda; Chromadorea; Rhabditida; Rhabditidae. The record is from the annotation of a GenBank genome assembly.
AUGGACAGUCAGCAGUGGAUGGCAUGUGCCAUCCUCAUAAUCGUGCUCGUCGGAAUCUUCGGAAACAUUCUUUCGUUCAUUUUAUUCAGUCGGCCACAUAUGCGUUCCUCAUCGGUUAACGUGUUGCUCUGCGCCUUAUCAUUCUUCGACUUUUCGCUGUUAUUGCUUUCCAUUCCGAUUUUCGUCAUACCCAAUAUUGAUCUAUGGCGAGACGAGAGAUCAUUAGUUACAUACAUGGCGUAUAUCCUUAAAGUGAUUUAUCCAAUUAAUUUAAUGAUGCAAACAUGCUCUGUCUAUAUCAUGGUAAUGAUCACGUUGGAGAGAUGGAUAGCGGUGUGUCGCCCGUUGCAGGUUCGCGUCUGGUGCACUUCCCGAAAAUCUCGUCUUGCCAUCGUCGUCAUCGUGAUUGUGGCAUUUUGCUACAAUUUCAUUCGAUUUUUUGAAUAUCGAUUUGUAUCCACUAAUAAUGGGGCAAUUUACGAGAAAUGGCUUCGAGACCCUGGAACCCACAGAUGGUACUAUGUUGGAUAUUAUACAAUUUUAUAUAUCGUCACUCACUUCCUCGUCCCUUUUACAGUCAUGGCACUUGCCAAUGGGCACGUAAUCGUAGCCAUGUGCAAGCUGAGCAAGACAAGGCAAUUGCUGACAAGACAGCAACAGCGAGAACGAUCGACGACAGUGAUGCUGCUAAUAGUUACAUUUGUCUUCGCUAUCUGCAAUACGCUUCCAUUCAUUCUCAACGUCACCGAGAGCAUAUUCCCGACAUUGUUUCUAGAUGAGAGCACGAGCGGUCUUGCCUAUUGGCUCAACGAUCUGUCCAAUCUUCUGGUUGUACUCAAUUCGGCUACAACAUUCAUUGUUUACUUCACGUUUUCCGAGAAGUACCGCCAAACUUUGGUGUUCAUUCUCAAGAAUGGCUGUUGUGCGACAAUUAGCGACUACAACACAUAUCAAGCGAUGUCUCGAACGGCUUCAAUGCGAAUUUGCUCCGAGAGCCAAACUGGACCCAACAUUCAAAGGCAGGGCAGUAAAAUGAGCACGAGCAGCCGAUCUUCCGAUGUUCUUCUCAAGCCGAUUUACAUGCAGAAACGAAGCGAACGCUUCUCGUCGGAAUACAACGAGCGAACUUGUCGCCAUCUGGCUCCUAUCGACGAUCACAAAAACCAUAUCCCAAAAUUGAACUACGAGAAGCCGACACGCAAAAAGAAGUUACACAAAAUGUCGGCUGCGGAGCAGCGCAAAACGCCGGAAAUCACGAUCACUUUCAGCGAGGAUGUGCUACCGGAAAACAAUGACAAUUUUCUGAAUACGUGA